Messenger RNA from Pocillopora verrucosa, 1796 nucleotides. The record is from RefSeq and is a predicted model, not a curated record. Lineage: Eukaryota; Metazoa; Cnidaria; Anthozoa; Scleractinia; Pocilloporidae.
ACAAGACCCUCACGUGUAGGUUUAUCUUUAAUAACUCAAAGAUGGCUGGCUGCUCGGAGUUUCUUCUUGUGGUUUCCUCUCUUUUUGUCCUUGUGGGGGCUACAGUUCCUUACAAGACAGCUUAUUUAGAGCAAGAUCUCGAUCAUUUCAACUUCGUUCAAGCCAAUAAGGUCACGUUUAAACAGCGAUAUCUCUAUACAGAUCAGUAUUGGGAUGAAAAAGGACCAAUUUUCUUUUACACUGGCAAUGAAGGACCAAUAACUGGUUUCUGGGAAAACUCAGGCUUUGUUUUUGAAGCAGCUCAGAAGUUCAAUGCUUUGGUUAUUUUUGGUGAACAUAGAUACUAUGGAGAUUCCCUUCCAUUUGGUUCAUCCUCGUUUGAUCAUGAUAAAGUUGGUUACCUUUCAGUGGAGCAAGCCCUUGCAGACUAUGCUGUCCUAGUGACUGAUCUUAAGAUUCAGUUUAAGGCCACAGAGAGUAAGGUUGUUGCUUUUGGUGGCAGUUAUGGUGGAAUGCUGAGUGCUUACAUGAGGUUUAAAUAUCCUAAUGUGAUAGAUGUUGCCUUGGCUGCCAGUGCUCCAAUUUACAUGACCACUUUCCGUGGAAGUGAAAGAGACUUUUUCUUCACUGCAGUGACAGAGGACUUUUUAAAUGCUGAUGCCAAUUGUCCAGGUUAUGUUAUUACAGCUUUUGAAAUGAUUGAGAUGCUGAAAAAUCAAGGUGCAGAAGGACUUGCUGAACUCUCAAAAAUAUUUAAACUCUGCAAACCGCUAAAGUCAACAGAACAGAUCCCUCACAUGUUAGGCUGGAUUCGCAAUUCUUUCACAACCCUAGCCAUGGGUGAUUAUCCUUACCCUACAGACUUCCUGGCUCCACUUCCUGGGCAUCCUGUGAACUUGGCAUGUAAAAUGAUGGCAAGUGCAUCAUCCAAGGUUGAAGGCCUUGCUGAGGUCACAGCAUUAGUCUACAAUGGCACUAAUGGUACACUGACUUGUCUGGAUCCAGAUACAGAGUACAUUGAAUGUGCAGACCCCACUGGGUGUGGCCUGGGUCCAGACAGCCUUGCAUGGGACUAUCAGGUUUGUGCUGAGCUUUCUCUUCCAGCUGGUUCUAACAACAAGACAGACAUGUUUCCACCUCUGCCAUGGACUCCAGAAAUGAUAUCCACAUACUGCCAGAAAAAAUGGGGUGUGGUACCUCAACCUAACUGGGCACCAAUACAGUUCUGGGGGAAAGAUAUAUCUUCAUCUUCUAAUAUUAUUUUUUCCAAUGGUGACCUGGAUCCAUGGAGACCUGGUGGGGUGUUAGAAGAUGUCUCACCAACACUGGUGGCACUUCUGGUCAAAGGUGGAGCUCACCAUCUUGAUCUGAGAGCUUCCAAUCCACUGGACCCUCCAGCAGUGACACAAGCACGAAAACAAGAACUGGAACUAAUCCAAAAAUUCUUACAUUAGAGCAAUAUUAUAAAUCUCAAUGGACAAUAACUACAGUUUUCUUAAUAAUGUUUUUCUUAUGCAUCAAUUCAAUUAUAAUAACCAGACCUGUCUUAUUUUGUGAUGUAUAAAAGAAAUAGCAUUUCAAAGAAAAGUCAAUUUAUGGUGCACAACUUCAAAUAAAAUUUACAUGGAGCAUUGCAACAUGCUAAUUACGAAUUAGACCUUAUGAAGGAAUUUGAAUUUUAAUGAUUUCAUGCCAGAGACUAGACAUGAGACUUGGAUGAGAUUCAAAGGCCUUGUGUUGGUUUAAUGCUGUUGAUGAAUGUCUUUUUAAGAACAAUAAACUUUUUGAUAAUAAUA